This is a messenger RNA of Hyaloperonospora brassicae, 1074 nucleotides long. The record is from the annotation of a GenBank genome assembly. NCBI's taxonomy places the organism in Eukaryota, Oomycota, Peronosporomycetes, Peronosporales, Peronosporaceae.
AUGCCGCCGCACCGCACGCCGCGCGCGCCCGCCGACUACGUCCCCGCGCACCUGCGGCGCUUUGUCUUCCACUCGCAAGACGACUUCUACGUCUCGCGCCACUUCGACCCCGUGCUCCUGAGCCACCUCAUGUACGCAGGUUUCCUGCCCAUCGCCUCGGACGUCCACGAGACGUGCUAUCUCCUGCCCAAGCUCCACCAACAGCGCUGUGUGCUGUGUUUCCAGCCACAGACGCCACAGCACGUGCCCAAGAGCGUGUUGAAGCGCGCCAAGCGGUACACAUUCGUACUUAACCGAGACUUCCACGCCGUAGUGGCCGGGUGCCACGAGCAGCACGGGGUCCCGUGGCUCUAUCCGCCUCUGGUCGAGAGCUUUGAGGCGCUGUUUAAGGCGCGAGAGACCGGUGUGGCGCUCGGUUCGGGCCCACGUGUCCAGCUGUGCACUGUCGAGCUCUAUGAAGUGGCUACGGACACGCUCGUGGCUGGUGAGCUUGGGUACACGGUGGGCCGUGUCUACACGAGCUUGACAGGCUUUAGUCGAGCCAGUGGGGCAGGCACUGUGCAGCUGCAUGCCCUGAGCAGGUUUCUGUACUUGGCUGGGUUCAAGAUGUGGGAUCUCGGCAUGUCGAUGGACUACAAGAUGAGUUUGGGAGCGACGAACGUGGAGCGCGAUGCCUUUCUGGAUGGGCUGUACAAGUGGCGGGACCAGCAAGUGCAGCUGACAUUGGGCAGUGAGAGCAGCGAGGAGAGCGACGUGCGGGUGGGUGUGGCAGUGAAGACGCUGUUCGACAUGUCGCGACCUCAGCGGGCAGAGAUGGGGGACGAGCAAAGCGAGAAAAGAGUGCGGGAAGUGCAGGAUGAGAACGUGGUGGAGACAGUAGCGAGUGGAGACAAGGAGAAGGAUGGUGGAAAAGCAGGUGGAGGCGAGGAGGCGAAGGACGACGCAAGGCACGCGAAACGGGGAGCCCACAGUGAGAAACGAAAAGCAGCGUCGGGUGACGAGCAGCGGGACGAAGCGAAGAGAGGCAGGGCGAAAGCCGACUUCCGGUCAAUGUUGAGACCCGACGUGGAUUAA